AGGAGAUGACCAGAGACUGCGGACACAGUACAGGAGAUGACCAGAGACUGCAGACACAGUACAGGGAAUGACCAGAGACUGCAGAAACAGUAUAGGAGAUGUCCAGAGACUACAGACAGUACAGGGGAUGACCAGAGACUGCGGACACAGUACAGGAGAUGACCAGAGACUACAGACAGUACAGGGGAUGACCAGAAACUGUGGACACAGUACAGGAGAUGACCAGAGACUGUGGACACAGUACAGGAGAUGACUAGACUGCGGACACAGUACAGGAGAUGACCAGAGACUGUGGACAGUACAGGAGAUUACCAGAGACUGCGGACACAGUACAGGAGAUGACCAGAGACUGCAGACAGUACAGGGGAUGACCAGAAACUGCAGACAGUACAGGAGAUGACGAGAGACUGCAGACAGUACGGGGGAUGACCAAGAGACUGCAGACAGUACAGG
Staurois parvus is the source of this 453-nucleotide messenger RNA. NCBI's taxonomy places the organism in Eukaryota, Metazoa, Chordata, Amphibia, Anura, Ranidae. The record is from the annotation of a GenBank genome assembly.